Molecule: messenger RNA, 393 nt
Organism: Vicia faba (fava bean)
Lineage: Eukaryota; Viridiplantae; Streptophyta; Magnoliopsida; Fabales; Fabaceae
Source: the annotation of a GenBank genome assembly
AUGAGUUUGGCGGACACGGAUUGCUCGGAGGAAGGUCCGGUGAUUCUUGAGCCUCCAGAUCUUGAUAUCAUUAAAAUUUAUCCUACUUGUCGUUACCAUAGGUAUAAGGAAGUAAUUGGCAAAGGAGCUUUCAAGACUAUUGACGAUGUAUUACAAUCACCGGGCGACCUAGAAAGGCUGUAUUCAGAAGUGCAUCGAUCGAUUUGGAUUUUAUGUUCACUCUUUUUUUGUUUUCCAAGUUCUUCAGGAUUAAUCUAUGGGCUUCUAACUUCCUUCGUCGUCAGCAAUAGAAAGAUUAUUUUGCUGCAAGUAUGUCUGAGAUUUGAAGCUGAAAAAUACUGGAAACCGAGUCCAUCCCAUGCCUUAUACAGAUUCAUUUAUUCCACACUAUGA